AUCUCAAUAGCUUCAUUCUUUAAUCUUCACUUUUCCAACUCACCAAUUUCUUAUCUCUUCUUCCCAAAGCCAUUACGCCUCCUUGCUUCCUUUAUAAUCAUCUCCCUACCUUCCCUCAUUUCCACCCUCUAAAGAAAAAUUCAACAUCAAUAUCAAUAAAUAGGAACAAAUCUCUCUGUGUCUGUGUGAGUGAUUAUUAAAAAAAAAAAAAGAAUGUCGGAUUGGGGGCCGGUAUUCGUGGCCGUUGUGCUUUUCAUCCUUUUAACGCCCGGAUUGCUGAUUCAAGUACCGGGGAAAAGCCGGUUCGUGGAGUUUGGAAAUUUUCAGACAAGCGGAGUCUCCAUAUUGGUUCAUUCAAUUCUCUACUUUGCUCUCAUUUGUAUUUUCUUGCUAGCUGUUGGUGUCCACAUGUAUAUUGGUUCUUGAUCCUAGUUACAAAAAAUUUAAUAAUCAAAAUAGUGAUUUUAAGUGUGUGUAUUAACUGGGUUUUGUGAUUAAAUUUUAGGGUAAUUAACGUUUUUUUUUUUCAGAAAUUAUAAUUAUAUCUACUUGGAGUUUUUUUUUUUUUUUCUUUU
Messenger RNA from Carica papaya (papaya), 575 nucleotides. NCBI's taxonomy places the organism in Eukaryota, Viridiplantae, Streptophyta, Magnoliopsida, Brassicales, Caricaceae. The record is from RefSeq and is a predicted model, not a curated record.